Messenger RNA from Nannospalax galili (Upper Galilee mountains blind mole rat), 744 nucleotides. RefSeq names its product ATP synthase membrane subunit c locus 2 (gene Atp5mc2). The record is from RefSeq and is a predicted model, not a curated record. Gene Ontology annotation, molecular function: proton transmembrane transporter activity. NCBI's taxonomy places the organism in Eukaryota, Metazoa, Chordata, Mammalia, Rodentia, Spalacidae. The transcript is spliced from 5 exons. Gene Ontology annotation, biological process: proton transmembrane transport; proton motive force-driven ATP synthesis. The coding region runs from base 168 to 593 and encodes 141 amino acids.
GUCCGGGCCGAUCCCCUUCCUCACAUCCGCUCUAUCCACCGUGGAGCAACUCGUUAGUGCGGGUCACGCAUGCGCAGAGCCUUCUUUCGCGCUUCCCGUGCCUCCGCCCCUCUCUGUCUUCUCUUCCCUGGGAGCAGCUCUCCUGCCUUGACCCCUGACCCCUGAAAAUGUAUGCCUGCUCCAAGUUCCUCUCUACCCGCUCCUUGGUGCAGAGCACCUCCCAGCUACUGAGUCGACCUCUAUCUGCGGUGGUGUUGAACCGACCAGAGACAUUGGCAGAUGCGAGCCUCAGCAGCUUGGCAGUCCCACGUCCCCGGACCUCACUCAUCCCUACCUGCAGCUUCCAAACCAGCGCCAUAUUGAGGGACAUCGACACAGCAGCCAAGUUCAUUGGGGCUGGGGCUGCCACCGUUGGGGUGGCUGGCUCUGGGGCUGGGAUUGGGACUGUGUUUGGGAGCCUCAUCAUUGGUUAUGCCAGGAACCCUUCUCUGAAGCAACAGCUCUUCUCCUAUGCAAUUCUGGGCUUUGCCCUCUCGGAGGCCAUGGGGCUCUUUUGCCUAAUGGUGGCCUUUCUGAUCCUCUUCGCCAUGUGAAACAGCAGCUGUCUCCACCUCCCAUAGUUGUUUCUCCCAUGUCUUGUCUGCCCUGUAUGUUCCUUUUCCUGUACCUCCCCAGGAAAUCUGGGGAAAGUGGUUGGCUCAGGGUUUGACAGAGAGAAGACAAAUAAAUACUGUAUUAAUAAGA